This is a messenger RNA of Penicillium canescens, 564 nucleotides long. RefSeq lists its product as uncharacterized. Lineage: Eukaryota; Fungi; Ascomycota; Eurotiomycetes; Eurotiales; Aspergillaceae. The transcript has a single exon. The coding region runs from base 1 to 564 and encodes 187 amino acids. The record is from RefSeq and is a predicted model, not a curated record.
AUGAAUCUUUCAGAGAAAUAUGAUCCGACUGCUUUCCACAGCAUCUUAUCUCUUCAUGAUGCCAACAAGUAUUUUCGAGACAACAAUGGCUUUUCUUUUGUGGAAACGAAGUUGAAGUCUCUUAUACUGCAGCACGGUGUGACCAAGCUCUUUGGAGUCUCACUUGUCCAUCGCCAUUUCGACCUUGAAGAUGGAACCAUCCUCGUGGAAAAGGAUAUGGUCACAGCCCCUUGGAAAUGUGACAGUUCUUUCGCGAAGCACGGUGGGAGGAUCCUCCCAAUUUCUUGGUUCUGUAAGGGGGGCAGACCUUACCCUUAUGAGUUCGGAUUUUUCCCAUAUUCUAAGGCCCCACCUCCAAAGCUCGAAGAACAUGCGUCUUUUGUUGAAGCAUUUUUCGAUGCUGUCAAACUUUACGGGCUGGACAAUGCUAUCGGUCUCCGCCGUCUGUCUGGGCAGGAAUCCACAGGAAUGCUGGAGUGCACCGAGGGCAAAGUGAAUAUCAUGUUUCCAAGCAAUGAGGUUCGUUCAUUGGUAUCUACCAUGGUAUAUUAUGAGUCUCAUUAA